AUGGACGCGACGGGUCAUCUUUCUUUGAACACUAUCCUUUGCGCCAUUGGCGCAACGGGUCAUCUAGUUGAACAUAUAAAGGAUGAGCCAGUGCGCCCAACUAGCGGCCGUGGCCACGUCUCCUUUUAUUCCCGAGCGCUCGCUUCCUCCCGCCGCCUCCUUCUCUUCCUCUUCCUCUCCCUCGGCAUAGCCCCUCCACCUCCCUCCUCCUUCGACGGCGCCUGGUCCAGAUCGGGCUCAGGUCGUCGCCUGGUCCAGAUCGGGCUCAGGUCGUCUCCAUUGAGAGCAGGGGUGAACAGCGGGAAGCGGUGGGGAGAAGCGAGCGACAGCCGGCAGGGAGAGGUGGAGAGCCACGACGGGGUGGACAGCGGGAAGCGGUGGGGCGAAGCGAGCGGCAGUCGACAGGGAGAGCCACGACAAUGGCCGGCGUCAGCUGCCACUUCCUCCCCUCGUCGGUGCCGCGAGGCCGCUGAGCCCGCGCCCGAGCUUCCCAUCCGUGAGCGAUCGCUCUGCCCACCGGCCGUCCCCCGUCCGUGUGCUUCUUCUCGGGACGUCGACGCCACGGAGCUCGUCAAGUUCCCUCCUUACCUGCCAAUGCUUCCUCCUACCUUGCCAGCCACGUGUGUCCUCACCUUUGUUCAUCAAUUCGUGUGCAGGUAUGGAUCGGUGAUGUUUUUGACGCCCAUAGAGCUAUUACCUCGUGCAUGUGUAUUUUGUGUGCCAGUUUACCAGUUAGUGAUAAUGUCCGUAUGAAUGU
Molecule: messenger RNA, 757 nt
Organism: Triticum urartu
Lineage: Eukaryota; Viridiplantae; Streptophyta; Magnoliopsida; Poales; Poaceae
Source: RefSeq, a predicted model, not a curated record